Engraulis encrasicolus (European anchovy) is the source of this 2064-nucleotide messenger RNA. RefSeq names its product kelch repeat and BTB domain-containing protein 13-like. The transcript is spliced from 2 exons. Gene Ontology annotation, molecular function: protein binding. Bases 358 to 1902 code for a protein of 514 amino acids. The record is from RefSeq and is a predicted model, not a curated record. Lineage: Eukaryota; Metazoa; Chordata; Actinopteri; Clupeiformes; Engraulidae.
GCGAAGCACGGUUGUGUGGGCCUUUGGCAAUGGUAGGUCCAGGUCUGAUACGUCUGGCCUACUGACUGUCACUUCUAUGUUUAGCUCACCUCUGGUACUGGUGCAUAGGCAAACGCAGCAAUGUGACAAGGCGAAUUUCAUUUCGUACACACACUCACGCACACACACCAACACACACACACACACACACACACACACACACACACCAAACACACAUGCUUAACACCCCAUCAUUUACCGUGCUUCCUAACUGGAGGCCCCUGAAGACCCCUUAAAAUUGGUCCUGGCAAUCGCUCCCAGAGUUCCAAGUGUGGACGGCUUACUCGCACAGCUUGAAGGGGUAUUUCCUCUCCCUUCAUGGAACCCCCCUGCACCAGCUGUCCAGGGCAUGGGACUGACACCGUGCCCCAGUUUGGUGCCUUGGAAAUCGGAGAGGAAGAGAAGCCGGCAGGGGCAUUGAGGAUACGUGUGGAGGACUGCGUUUUCACAGUGGAUCGCUCCCUGCUAGCAGCUAGCUUUGCGUAUUUCCAAGGACUGUUCCGAUCUGGAAUGCGUGACAGCCAAACGGAAGAAUUUUAUCUGCAAGGUGGACUGCGUCCGGGUGGGUUCCAAGUUGCUCUAGCUGUGGCGAGGGGGGAACAUCCUUCACUACCAGAUGCUGAUAGCCUACUAGAGGCUGUGGAGUGUGCUGCUUUUCUCCAGGUGGAGGCGCUAGAGAGGCACCUGAUUGACCUCCUGGACACUGAUAUCUGUCUGCUAUUGUGCCAUGCAGCAGCUACGUUUGGCCUGCACAACCUCUUUACUAACGCGGUGACUUUCAUCCGUGAUUCCUAUCGUGACCUGAAGGGGGCGGCGGAGGAGUCCUUGCACCCGGACAUACUAAACUACAUCGAGUCGAUUACUCCCGCCUCCUUCAUAGCUUUGGGCACACAUACACCCUCGCUGGAGAUGCUUCAUGACUCUUUCCGCACAGUGUGGCACCUGGAUGAGGACCUGGGUGCUUGGAGUUACCUGACUGACCUUCCAGUGCUUUGCAGCACCUCCAUGGCAGGUGUGACAGUGCUGGACGGUCGUCUGUACGUGAUCGGGGGUGUCGUGGGGCUCAGCACGGUCACGGUGGACCGUGGAUUCCGCUAUGACCCUCAGACAAACACCUGGACGGACAUACCUGGUCCCACGCAGUCACGGUACAACUUCACCCUGCUGGGCUUGGAAGGAAAGUUGUACGCGGUGGGAGGCGAGCAAAACGAGGUGACCAUGUCGUCAGCUGAGGCUUACGACGUGAGCACGGCAACAUGGUCCUUCAUUCGGCACACCCCACGGCCCGUCGCAGGUGCCGCAGGUACUAUAUGCCGCCGCAGGAUAUUCGUAUGUUUCUGGAAGCCACCGGCCAUUACGGACAUCUACGAGUACCUCCCGGCUCCAGACCAGUGGACCCUCGUCACCACACUGGUCCGUCCACAGAGCUACGGCCACUACAUGGUGUCGCACCGGGACAACCUGUACGUCAUGCGCAACGGGCCCUGCGACGACUUCCUGCAUUGCUUGAUCGAGUGCUACAACAUCACCACCGGCCAAUGGAGCGCCUUGCCUGGGCAGUACAUCAACAGCAAGGGCAUGCUCUUCACCUCCGUGAUCAGGGGGGACUCGGCCUUUACCGUCCAGCGCUCGGUCAGCAUAGAGUUCACCGUCAGCCCCAAGGGGUGGAGGAACCGCCGGGAGAUGGCGGGUUUCCCCAAGAGUGGAUCGCUGUGGACCUGUCUACUCCGGCUUCCCAGAAAAGGAUUACCUCCAGAGGAGGUGGAUAGGAAGGAGGAUACGGAAAAUAACGACGGAGGAAAGAACAUUGACCUCCAACAGGAGGAGAAAGACCUUGAUGAUCACAAGCAGACAUUGUUUUGACUCAACUCACCUUGUGUUUUGUCUUGUUUUGUGUUUGUCAUGUCUGUGUGAGUGUUUUGUGUAGCUAAACAACACAGGAGCAGGCAAAAUGAAGACAUUUGUUCCAUUCAGCAUGGAUUGGACACAGGGUCUUGGAUAAAUAAACACAUCUGUUUAAGCUUU